Messenger RNA from Zea mays, 2655 nucleotides. Its product is annotated as sugar transport protein 5. NCBI's taxonomy places the organism in Eukaryota, Viridiplantae, Streptophyta, Magnoliopsida, Poales, Poaceae. Gene Ontology annotation, cellular component: membrane. Bases 915 to 2360 code for a protein of 481 amino acids. Gene Ontology annotation, biological process: monosaccharide transmembrane transport. Gene Ontology annotation, molecular function: monosaccharide transmembrane transporter activity. The record is from RefSeq and is a predicted model, not a curated record. The transcript is spliced from 3 exons.
ACGCGUUGCCUUCAGUUUUCGGUGGCCCUUGGGGCUGGGGGAGCGGUCAGGUCAGGUCAGCUGCUGCUCGUAGGCCACCGUUGCCGCUCUGCCGGCUACCGCUCCACCUCCACGUCGUCAACAGUUUUUGGACCCACACGGCGGCGCGCGAGGAAGACGUCACGCUCGGCUCGGUGUUUGCUGCGCACCUUUCUUCAUGCCCCCCCGUGGGCUGUGUCUGUGUGUGGCUGGCGGCUGAUCACGAGAGCUAGUACUAGUAGCAUCUCUUUCUUUCUCGUCGGAGAGCGAAAAAGGAGACGCAGAUGGCUGCUUUGGCAGGCAGAUGCACAUGACAUGGUGGCUAUCGGGCCUAGGUAAAAUCAUUUCGUGAUUGGUAGCGCCGGCAGCCUACUCGAUGGUAAAAAAAACAAAAACAAAAUGGGGUUUGGAAGUAGGCGCCUGUCGUUUCGUGGGUGUGUGUGACAAGAUGGGCAUUUUUCUUUAUGUGGAGGCAGUCGGCACGAUGUUGAUACGAUGAGUGCGAUUGGUAAAAAGCUAGCGUUAUUUAGCAAAACAGGAGAAUAUUUCUACCUUUUUUUUUCGAAACAAAAGACGAACAACGGUACGACGAGAAAGAGAGGGCACGCAAAACGCUAAAAUCAUUCGUCAUUGCAAAAGUUUUUUUUAAAAAAUAAUAAUUCCGCAGCCGUUCAAUACGCAUCCAUUCGUUGCCCCCAAUCAGUUCCUCUCUUCAACUUCCUGCUCCGGUCCUUUGUCUCAUCUCCGUUCUAUUCUACCGCUGUUUUUUUUUUGUUUUUUACUUUAGUUCCUCCUCCUCACUUCUUUGCUUCCCUAUAGCCCCCCGAUGCUUGCAAAAGCAGUGUCACCCGCCAUUUAUAUUUUUAUUAUAUGUUUAUGUUUGACCGUAAUUUGAAAUGGAACUGAAAGUGGUAAAGCGUGCAAGCGCCACUUCUGCUGUAUUCUGUCCGGGAGGUGUGUCGGAGAUGGAGGAUUUCCUGAACAAGUUCUUCCCCGGGUUGCUCAAGAGGACGGCGCGCGCCAACAAGGACGUGUACUGCAUUUACAACAACCAGGCGCUGACGGCCUUCACGUCGUCGCUGUACGCGUUCGGCAUGGUGGGGACGCUGCUGGCGAGCCGCGUGACCCGGCGGCUGGGGCGGCAGGCCGUCAUGCUGAUCGGCGGCGGCCUGUUCUUGGCCGGCGCCCUCGUCAACGCCGCCGCGGCCAACAUCGCCAUGCUCAUCGUCGGGAGGAUGCUGCUCGGCCUGGGGCUCGGCUUCUCCGGCCAGGCCACGCCGGUGUACCUCGCCGAGGUGUCGCCCCCGCGCUGGCGCGGCGGCUUCAUCUCGGCCUUCCCCCUCUUCAUCAGCGUCGGGUACCUGGUGGCCAACCUCAUCAACUACGGCACCUCGCGGAUCCCGGGCUGGGGCUGGCGCCUCUCGCUCGGCCUCGCCUCCGUCCCGGCCGCCGUCAUGGUGGUCGGCGCCGCGUUCAUCCCGGACACCCCCAGCAGCCUCGUCCUGCGCGGGAAGCACGACGACGCCCGCGCCGCGCUCCAGCGGGUGCGCGGCAAGGGCGUGGACAUCGGCCCCGAGUUCGCGGACAUCCUCGCCGCGGCGGAGAACGACCGCCGGAACGAGGAGGGCGCGUUCCGCCGGAUCCUGCGCCGGGAGUACCGGCCCUACCUGGUGAUGGCCGUGGCGUUCCCGGUGUUCCUCAACCUCACAGGGGUGGCCGUCACCGCCUUCUUCUCGCCGAUACUGUUCCGGACCGUCGGCUUCGAGAGCGACGCCGCGCUCAUGGGCGCCGUCAUCCUGGGCCUCAUGAACAUCGGCGGCAUCCUCGCGUCGGGCUUCGCCAUGGACCGCUACGGCCGGAAGCUGCUCUUCAUGAUCGGUGGCGCGCUCAUGUUCACGUGCCAGGUGGCGAUGGCGAGCAUAAUCGGAUCACACCUCGGCAACGGGAGCAAGAUGCCCAAGGGGUACGCGGUGACGGUGCUGGUGGUGGCGCUGAUCUUCUCGGCGAGCUUCAGCUGGUCGUGGGGCGCGCUGUACUGGACCAUCCCCGGCGAGAUAUACCCCGUGGAGGUGCGGUCGGCGGGGCAGGGCGCGGCCGUGGCGCUCAACCUGGGGCUCAACUUCUUGCAGGCGCAGUUCUUCCUGGCCAUGCUGUGCUGCUUCAAGUACGGCACCUUCCUCUUCUACGCGUCGUGGCUGGUUGUCAUGACCGCCUUCGCCGUGGCGUUCGUGCCGGAGACCAAGGGCGUGCCGCUCGAGUCCAUGGCUCACGUCUUCGCGCGCCACUGGUACUGGGGCAGGUUCGUCAAGGACCACCAGAAGUUGGGCGAAGAGUCCACCUAGCUAAGCUAAUAAUUCGGAAUCAGCGAACGACGUACCCUACUACCAGUAGCAGAUUAUUGAUAAGGGAGUCAAACACAUAUUGCGUGUGUGUGUCUUUUAAAGUGUUCGUUUAGAAUGGCUUGAGAAGCUCAUCCGUGUAGUAAAUUUGGAGACUUCGAAAUAUAAUAAAUAUGUUCGUAGUUGGCAAGCUAUAAGGAUAGUGAUGUAGCAAAUUGGCAGAUCGUAACUGGUUUUUUUGACAAAUCGUAGCUGGGAGGGUUUAUAUAUAGUUCCUUGGUUUUAUUCUGUAUUGUCA